Messenger RNA from Schizosaccharomyces osmophilus, 438 nucleotides. It is a transcript of the gene naa50, whose product is annotated as NatA N-acetyltransferase subunit Naa50. Gene Ontology annotation, cellular component: NatA complex. Lineage: Eukaryota; Fungi; Ascomycota; Schizosaccharomycetes; Schizosaccharomycetales; Schizosaccharomycetaceae. The transcript has a single exon. Gene Ontology annotation, molecular function: acyltransferase activity, transferring groups other than amino-acyl groups. The coding region runs from base 1 to 438 and encodes 145 amino acids. The record is from RefSeq and is a predicted model, not a curated record. Gene Ontology annotation, biological process: mitotic sister chromatid cohesion.
AUGAUUGAGUUAGACGCCAUAAAUCCAAAUAACCUGAAGGUUUUAGAGGUGAUAAACCAAAAAACAAUUCCAAAGGAAGUUCGCUCGUUUUCUCCGCAGUUUUACAAAGAAACUUUACAAAUUGGACCCUUAGCACAAUAUGCGUAUUUUAACAAUGUUUGCGUAGGAGCUGUUCGCUGUAAAAAGGAGACUCACAAUAAAAGCAGUAAAUUGCAAAUUUUGUCUUUAGGCGUGUUACCACCAUACCGAAAAUAUGGUGUGGGAUCUCAACUUUUGGAGCAUGCCGUGAAUACCGCUAAGGAAAUUGGAUCAAAGGAGAUUUAUGUUCAACUCCCUCAGGCAUUAGAAUCUAAAGAUUGGUUUUUGGUUCGAGGAUUCACAGAAUUGAGUGAUUCCAGUAACGAAGAGACAGCCGUUCUUGUCCAUCCUCUGCAAUAA